Molecule: messenger RNA, 2890 nt
Organism: Schistocerca americana (American grasshopper)
Lineage: Eukaryota; Metazoa; Arthropoda; Insecta; Orthoptera; Acrididae
Product: innexin inx2-like
Exons: 2
Coding region: 449-1531 (360 amino acids)
Biological process (GO): phototransduction
Cellular component (GO): gap junction; plasma membrane
Molecular function (GO): gap junction channel activity
Source: RefSeq, a predicted model, not a curated record
UAAACAUAGCUGAAACACGAUUAUCGGGAUAGAACUCAUGAAGUAUAUUUUAUCUAAUCUUUGACUACAUAUUUUACACCUCAUUGAGGUAUUUGUGUUCACUCCGCUUUGUUCGCAUACCGCAAAUUAGGAAGGUUCUCUGGCGGAAGUGUGAAAGGAAUGUUUCAUUUUCAUAGAGUCACAGGCAGUGGCAUACCACGGUGCAUCUUCACAUUGUGUCUGAAGAACGUAAGCAGUCUUUCUUUUCUUUCUUCGAAGAACAUUGGACGAGUCAUGGACGAUGUUAGCUUUGCGGUUUCUUUAUGUUGAAUGGAAGACGUAACUGCAGCUGCAAUCCAGUUUCUCUGUAUAAUAUAAAAGUGAUAAUUUUACUGCAGCCACGAGAAUAAGUGAAUUGUGGAGUAUUCCUUUUUAAACACUGCAAACAGCUUAUUCGUAGAAAACAAUCAUGUUUGAUGUAUUCGGCUCCGUGAAAGGGCUUCUAAAGCUCGAUUCUAUUUGUAUUGACAAUAACCUUUUCCGCUUGCAUUAUAAAGCCACGGUUAUCAUUCUAAUUGCAUUUUCUUUGCUGGUAACUUCACGCCAAUAUAUUGGCGACCCGAUAGACUGUAUUGUAGAUGAAAUUCCACUUCAUGUAAUGGACACCUAUUGCUGGAUUUAUUCAACAUUUACCAUUCCUAAUCGUUUGAAUGGAAAGGUAGGCAAGGAAGUAGCACACCCAGGAGUGAGCUCACACGUGAGUGGCCAAGAUGAAGUGAAAUAUCAUAAAUACUAUCAGUGGGUGUGCUUUGUGCUGUUCUUUCAAGCAAUUUUGUUCUAUAUCCCAAGAUACUUGUGGAAGACGUGGGAAGGUGGGCGUCUGAAGAUGCUUGCCUUCGAACUGCAUAGUCCAGUUGUAUCUGAACAGCAUAAAAACGAGCAAAAGAAGCUGUUGGUGGAAUAUUUUUCUACCACUUUGCAUACCCACAAUUUCUAUGCCUACCGGUAUUUUCUGUGUGAAGCCUUGAACUUUCUCAAUGUUCUUGGGCAGAUUUAUUUUAUGGACUUUUUUCUGGAUGGCGAAUUUACGACAUAUGGUGCAGAUGUUGUCAAGUUCACAGAGAUGGAGCCUGAACAUAGGACAGAUGCAAUGAGUAGAGUAUUUCCUAAGGUAACCAAAUGUACGUUCCACAAGUAUGGUCCUUCUGGAUCUGUCCAGACCUUUGAUGGGCUCUGUGUCUUGCCUUUAAAUAUUGUCAAUGAGAAAAUAUAUGUGUUUUUGUGGUUCUGGUUCAUAAUAUUGUCUGUUCUGUCUGGCAUUGGUGUUGCUUAUAGAUUUGCUGUUAUGUUUGGCUCUCGUAUGCGUAUGUAUCUUCUUCGUGCCCGUUCUCGCCUUGCCCUGCAAAGCCAAAUAGAAAUAAUAGCUAAGAAUUGUGAAAUUGGUGACUGGCUGCUUUUAUACCAACUUGGGAAAAAUAUAGAACCUCUUUGUUAUAAAGAAUUCAUUGCGGAACUUGCUGGAAAGUUGAGUACCAUGAAGCAACCUGCUUGAGACUAAAGCUCCAUUUUACACUUGUGCCUCGGCUUUUAUCAGAGCAAAAUUUUUUUUAAAGGUUUAGAAUCUGAAAGCGUGUUAAAUUUUUGAAUCUUGUUAAAUUAGGUUGAAAAUGCUGAGAUGUGAACAUACAAUUUUCUUUAGUACAUUACAAUACAGAAAACUUUGAAAGCUCAGCAUUAUGGCAAAUGUGCAAAAGAUCUGCUUAAGUUCUUAAUUUUGCUUUUGAGAACAAUUCAGUUCAAAUUUAUUGUUUUACAGUUUUAGAUGUCUCAAUCCAAAAUUCUUUUUCUAGUCACCGUGAAUAUUGCUGACUUAAAUGUGUGCACAGAUGGAAUGUGAAAGUGUAAAUCAUUUUAAGUGGUCGCUUGGUUAUAUGCAGUUGGAAUUUCCUACUUACCUGUUUUGUUUUAUUCUUGUGGGCCACUGGUGUGUAUGGUGAAGGAAAAUUAGUGCUGUGAUGAACUAAAGACUGUUGUAUGCAAUUUAUUAAUUUUUGCAUAGAUGUUGAAGUCAUUAUUGACACAAGGAUCUGAUGUCCUGGAAUAUUUUUUUUCUUUUAUUUUUAUGUUUUUUUCUGAGUCACUUUUCAUUUUUCCCUAAUGCAGGGAUAUCAUUAGAAUAUUAAUCAGACUUUUAGCGCUUAAUCUUGCUUCUAUUGUAUGUUCUUGCCAAAGUGUUAAGGGGCAUAUAAUUGCUAUUGGUCUACUAUUGUUUUAGUUUAAAUUUGUUAAAACUUUGAUUCCUUACAAUUACUUAUCAUUGCAUAAAGAACAUUAACACAUUCCUGCUUUUUAAGAAGUGGACUUACAUGUCAAUGUAAUUAUUUUGCUUAUAGCUUUUAUCCGUUUGGUGGUAUACAUGUAAUACAAGUAAUGAACUGUGCCGAAUAUGGUAAGACUGUUUUAGGUGAAUUGUUUUACAAGGCAGCUGUUGAUGCAUUUUACAAGGCAGCUGUGUAAUUCCAAAGUAGAUUCAGUGGACUGUGUAACAUUCUUAAGAAUAUAUUUUUGUAGAUCUUGCCACUGAUUUGGUUGUUGGUAUUUCAUUUUUGAAAAUGACUUUGUGUAUUUUUGCCAAGGUAAAAAUUUUGUUGAGUAACCAAUCAUGAAAGUUUUAUGUUGGUGAUGAAAUGUUUUUGAAGAUCUGCUCAUGUUUGUGUUCAUCUGUUCCUGAUUAAAGAUGUACAUGUAAUCAGUAUGUUUACAUCUUAAUGUCUUCCAAGCAAUAUCUUUACUUGUUAAUCCAUGUUUUACAUGUAGGAAGAAAAUUUUCUAUAAAUUUAUUGAGACAGUGUUUACUUUUUGUACUUUUAUAUAAUAAAUUGUGUAGAAAUAAAUUUAAUUGCUCAUUUAA